Messenger RNA from Anolis sagrei ordinatus, 2757 nucleotides. RefSeq names its product somatomedin-B and thrombospondin type-1 domain-containing protein-like. The record is from RefSeq and is a predicted model, not a curated record. Lineage: Eukaryota; Metazoa; Chordata; Lepidosauria; Squamata; Anolidae.
UUGAAGGGCAGCCUGGUUGGAUUUUCUUGGGAGAGGGUGGACGGUGGCGUUGGCAGGCUGCUGCUGGGCUGGAGGGCGGGGCUUCCAGGUUCCAGCCAGGCACCCGAGGGAGUUCCCUUCCUCGGCAGGAAGGGCCGGAGUCAGGCUGGUCAGCAUCCUGAAUGAAUGCUCAAGUCUCUCGAGCCACAGCCACAGCACAAAGUGCCGGACGCAUUCUGCCCUCCUCUUCCCGUCCAAAGCCGCUCUCAAGGCUCUGUCCAGGUUUCUUUCCCAGUGUGUGGCUCUGCUUCUUGAGCAGGGCCAGGGGAGACAUGCCUGCGCGCCUGUCCCGGGGAUCUGCUGUCGGGCUGCCGCCUUGGCUUCUCUUCUUCCCCCUCCUUCUCUUCUUGGCCGCUGUUGCUGCCGGCGAGGCGCGGGGCGGCUGUGCCAAGCUGGGGCGGUGCUGCGCGGGCCGGAGCAUGGCAUGCGUGGGCACCGGGUGGCGAUCCGACGGCUCCCACGGGCCCUGCUACUGCGACCAGGCCUGCCCGCACACCUUGGACUGCUGCCACGAUUACCAGCAGGUGUGCCCAGUGGUUUCCUGUGUAGUCUCUGACUGGAGUGAAUGGAGCAGCUGCGCAGAGCCUUGCAAGGCAACACACCGUGUUCGGAGGAGGCACGUGAUCCAGGAGCCAAAAAAUGGGGGUGAAGCUUGCCCUUCUCUAGAGGAAAGGGCUGGUUGUUUGGAAUAUUGGACACGACAUGGAACAGAGUGCAAGCAAUCCCUUAUUCCAGCGUUAAUAACCACUGGAGGCUAUGGGAAAGCAAGGAAAAAGCGUGCAGUGUCUAAUGAGAAUGAAAGAAAUGGGUAUUGUGUGGAAUUUCAGCUCACAGCCAUCACAGAGGGAUGUUUGAAUGGAAACAGUUCAUACACUCAUUGGAUGAAGUAUCUCAGUGAGGGUCACCGAGUGUGUGUGGAGUGCCAGCACCCGGCUUUGGAUACCAGGAGCCUGCACUGUUCUGGAGAUGGCAGUGGAGCCAAGAAGAACCAGUUACUGCAUUGGCAGGCUGUGGGGAACCCAAGAUGUAAAGGAACCUGGAAGAGAGUUCGCCAGCUGGGCACUUGUUCUUGUCCUUCUGUUCACAGCUUCUUGUUCAUUUGAUAUCUGCAUAACUGACUCUUUGCCUUGAACCUUAGUUUCUUGGCCACUUCAUACUGACAAAAGUUCAGCAGUGAAGGAACACACUGGACUACUGAGUGAUACCGUUGAAGAUCAGGUCAUUCCUGCUUUAAGGAGCUGUUGCCUUGAGCUAAACACAAUUCUUUGGCGAACUGAAGCCCUACCUCAAACUUUGGUAUUAUUCUUAUAUAAAAAAAAUCUUGAGUAGCAAUAUUUAGCGAUACUUGGAAUAGAAAGGAUUUGGGAUAGCAGCAUUUCACAAGUUGAGAUAAGAUCACCUACUGCCAUAAUGUCCUCACUUCAAGUCUCUUCACUUUCAACGGGGCUUAUCCAUCUGGAACAAUAGCAGUGAUUCUCUAGGAGGAAUGCAGCAGUAAAAUAAGAGGGAUUAAUGGAGAUUUGAUCUUUUUUGCUUUCUCCUCUCUCAGCUCAGCAACAUGCUUAUGAUGAGCAAAAGGAGGAAGAAAUCUCACUGACCUUCAAGAAAUAUAGUUGGUCUGAAUGUGUGUGUGACUUGGGGAUUCUUCUGCUUGGAUUUAAUCCAAGACAGAAGAAUUUGGGAGUUGGCAUAUCUCAUCUUUUAUAAGUCCCUGAAGUUCACCUUAAUCCUGAGCUUAGAGAACUUUUGGCGCAUUACUAGUGAUAAGACCUGAAUGAAUUUUGCACAUGCAAGGGGGAAAAGUUCUAAAUAUGGCAUUCAUGUCAGAACUUUUCUUCCUGAGAAUUCCCAGCAUUUAUUAAAACUUUUUGGAACAAGUUUCUAGCCCUUGCAGAUGCUGCAAAGAUAGUUCAAACUAAUGAGGAUAACAACUACCAAGUUCAUAGAAGCUAGAUGUGGUUGAGUAAGAUUUCCAAAGGCAGUUUCCUGAAUUGGAGAAGCAGAAUAGAAUACAUAUAUACCAAACAAUCACAAUGUCCAUAUUUCUAUAUAAUUUAUACUGCUAACAGAUUACAGGUGUGUGUGUUUUCAAGUAGAAUUAGCAUUUUCACAUGCCUGUUCACACCUAGAUAGAUUGAUUAAUCUGAUUGUGUGUUAUAGAUUAUGCAUAUGUGAAACUAAAAAAACCUUAUUUCACACCCUUUCUCCCCCCUCAACUGUCCUUGCCAGAUCCCAUCUGAGGAAUCAAUCCCUUGAAUAUGUGGAUUGUGCAAAUUGUGAAAGAUAUACAGCAAAAUACAAAUCCCACAAAAGACUGACACCUUUAAUGGUCAACCAAAAUGCACAAAAUGCAUCAUUCAAGCUUUCAAAGCUCCACUGGCUUUUUUAAUCUGGCAAAACAUGUUUAAAAAUCAUACAGGAGAAGAAAAGUGAUAGCCUACAUUUAGUUAGUUUAAGAAAUCCAAUCGGGCACAGGAGGUCCACACAACUCCCCACAAAACCCCUGCUUGGUGUGUGUGCAUGCGCCAAAAUCUGAUGUGUGCAUAGACGCCCAGCCAGACCUUCCAACAGGGCACCCGGAUACCAAAGAAAAUUGCCCAGAAAAAGUUUUAAAAAUUAAAAAUAACAUUCCUGGCUGCCAUUACCCUGAUGCCAGAGUCCUCCUGGCAUAUAGAAAUGAUGCACCAGGAGAAGUGUGUGUGUGUGUGUAUGUGUGUG